Messenger RNA from Propithecus coquereli (Coquerel's sifaka), 3783 nucleotides. RefSeq names its product interleukin 2 receptor, beta (gene IL2RB). The transcript is spliced from 10 exons. NCBI's taxonomy places the organism in Eukaryota, Metazoa, Chordata, Mammalia, Primates, Indriidae. The record is from RefSeq and is a predicted model, not a curated record. Gene Ontology annotation, molecular function: protein binding; cytokine receptor activity. The coding region runs from base 108 to 1781 and encodes 557 amino acids. Gene Ontology annotation, biological process: immunoglobulin mediated immune response; cytokine-mediated signaling pathway. Gene Ontology annotation, cellular component: external side of plasma membrane; membrane.
GGGGAGAUGGCUGUGGUCCCAGCAGCGGGCAGGACUGGAGAGAGCACGCUGCCGCAGCCCCAUGUCUCAGCCAGGGCUCCCUUUCCCUGCUCCACCCUGUGGAUGUGAUGGCGGCCCCUGCCCUGUCCUGGCGUCUGUCCCUCCUCAUCCUCCUGCCCCUGGCUGCCUGUCGGGCAUCUGCAGCAGUGAACGACACUUCCCAGCUCACGUGCUUCUACAACUCGAAAGCCAACAUCUCCUGUGUCUGGAGCCGGGACGGGGGUCUGCGGGGUGCCUCCUGCCACAUCCAUGCCCAGUCGAACAAACGGUCGUGGAACAAAACCUGUGAGCUGGUCCCUGUGGGGCAGACAUCCUGGGCCUGUAACCUGAUCCUCGGAGCCCCAGAUUCUCAGACGCUGACCGCAGCUGACACUGUCAACAUGAAUGUGAUGUGCCAGGAAGGGAAGCGGUGGAGCGUGGUGAUGAGCCAGGCCUUCAAGCCCUUUGAGAACCUUCGCCUGAUGGCCCCGGUCUCCCUUCAAGUCAGCCACGUAGGGACCCACGGAUGCAACGUCACCUGGGCCCUCUCCCACUCCUCCCACUACAUUGAAAGUUACUUGGAGUUUGAGGGCCGGACACGGUCCCCAGGCCAGAGCUGGGAGACGGCCCGUCUGCUGACCCUCAAGCAGAAGCAGCAAUGGAUCUCUCUGGAGACACUCACCCCAGACACCCACUAUGAGCUUCAGGUGCGGGUCAAGCCCCAGCUAGGUGACCACUCGGUGUGGAGCCCCUGGAGCCAGCCCCUGGCCUUUAGGACAAGGCCUGCAGCCCCCAGGAAGGAGACUCCGCCCCUCCCUGGGUUGGACUACAUCCUCAUGGGCCUCAGUGCCGGUGCCGUGGGCUUCAUCAUCUUAGUCUACCUGCUGGUCAACAGCCGGGACAUCGGGCCGUGGCUGAAGAAGGUUCUGAAGUGUCACAUCCCAGACCCCUCGCAGUUCUUCUCCCAGCUGAGCUCAGAGCACGGAGGAGAUUUCCAGAAGUGGCUCUCGUCGCCCUUCCCCUCGUCCUCCUUCAGCCAUGGCGGCCCCGCGCCCGAGAUCUCCCCGCUGGAGGUGCUGGAGAGGGAUGCCAAGGCCGCGCAGCUGCUGCUGCUGCAGCAGGACAAGGUGGCCUCGCCCUCGCCCUCCACCAGCGGCCACUCACUGACCAGCUGCUUCACCAACCAAGGCUACUUCUUCUUCCACCUCCCAGACGCCUUGGAGAUCGAGGCCUGCCAGGUGUACUUCACGUACGACCCCUGCACAGAGGAGGAGGCUGAGGAGGGCGCAGGCGGGCCUGGGGUACCCGUGCAGCCUCCCCUCCCUCCCCUGCAGCCUCUGUCGGGGGAGGACGAUGCCUACUGCACCUUCCCCCCCGGGGAAGACCUGCUGCUCUUCUCCCCGAAUCUCCUUGGUGGCUCCAGCCCCCCAAAUACUGCCCGUGGGGGCAGUGGGGCUGGUGAAGAGAGGCUGCCCCCCUCCCUGCAGGAGGGAGUCCCCAGACACUGGGCCUCUCAGCCCCCGAGGCCUCCCACCCCAAGAUCUUCCGACCUGGUGGAUUUCCAGUCCCCCCCAGAGCUGGCGCUGGGAGAGGCUGGGGAGGAGGUCCCUGUCCCCAGCUCUGGGGAGGGGGCCGGUUUCCCCUGGGCCUGCCCUCCCAGACAGGGCCAGGACAGAGCCCCUACCUCUCACCUGACUCCGAUCACUGAUGUUUACCUGUCCCUCCAAGAACUCCAGGAUCAGGACCCGGCUCACUCAGUGUAGACAGAUGGCCAGGGGUGGGAGGCAGGCGGCUGCCCGCUGUUGCACCAGGCCCGAGGAGGGCCCAGUUGAGGACUCUAUGUCCUCGAGGCUCAUCCACUGCUGAGGAAACUAGGCGUCUGGUUGCCUCCCGGACAUCUCCACCCAGAUGGCCCCCAGCCCCGCAAACUCGGCCCAUCCACUUCCAAACCUCAGUUGCUGCUCCCUGGUCCUGCUGCCCAAGCCAGGAACUGCAGGGUGGUGGGGGCAGUUGACUCCCCACCUCCCUCUUUAAUCACGGAGUCCCAUGAGCUUUGUCUCUGGAGCAUCACUCUGUGCAGCCCGCAGCUACCUGCUGACAUCAGUCCUCGUGGCUCUCCAGGGGCCUUCGCCUCGACCUCUUCCCUGGGAUUCCUGCCCUGGCCUCACCCCCUCCCAACCACCCUGUACAGGGCAGCCAGAGAGUGCUUUCCACGACACAAACAUGGCCAUGCUCUCCCCUGGCGCAAAACCCUGCUGUGGCUCCCCUCUGCCCUCAGCACCACUUCUUGGCCUGGCACUUGCCCCUCCAGCAUCGUGUUGGGACAUCCCCUCCUGGAACCCUCACAACAGUCCUCCUGAGCCACCUGGAGCUCCCUCAUGCUCCCACACCUUUGCACGUGUUAUUCCCUAUGCCUGGUGUGCCCUCUCCCUCAUCUGGGUGACAAGUUCCCCUUAUCCUUCAAGCGUUGGUUCCACUUCCCCUGGAGGGAAGUGCUGCCUCCCUUAAUGUGUCAAAACUUCCAGCGUCAGUGCUGGAAGGAGAAGCUCUCAGGGUCCCAGGGUGGCUGGAGAAAGAGGCUCUGUCAUUUCUCCCUUGGGAUCUCUUGGACCUAAGAAUGCUUGGCUGCUGCGUCCUUAAUGUUGUGGCCCAAGUAUGGACACAAAUCCCCUCGUCAAGCGGAUACCUGCUGGGUCUUUCCACAGUGCCUUCACAGACUCAAGAGGGAAGCGGCUGGAAAGCAAACCCUGGGGUCUGAGCAGCCCAGGCAGCAGCCCCUCCUAGUGGCAGGUCCUGAUGCCACCAAGGCGAGCCCACGCCGGGCCCCUCCCGCUCCAUCCUCCCCCAGAGGGGUCUCCUGUGCAGCCCAGGGGCUGGCACACUGGCCUCCAGAAGGGCAGCUCCACAGGGCAGGGCCCCAUCACGUUCCUUGGAUGACUUAAUGGACUCUCUGGCCCCACCUUGCCCGGGCUCCCUGCACCGGGCUGCCUUCACACAGAGGGGCAGAGGCCCUGCAUGCGGGAUCCCGCCACCACCCCUCCACUUCUCUUUCCUCUGCCCCGAACACUGAUCACACCGUGAUGGCUGUCACAGCCUUCUGCCCCAGCAAGGCAUGGACUCAGUCCCAGCUAACUCUGACUCAGGAGUGCUCAGUGCCUGCACUUAUAGGCCAUGCGCCCAGCUAAUUGGGCACCUGACCACAAGCCCACCCCCUAGGCUGACCAGCAGCCUAUGAGGUGGCUUGGCAUGAAGCUCUGUCCAAUCAGGGAGGCCAGACUUGAGCUAGCCAAUCAGAUCACCUCUCAGUCUUGGGCAUCUGGACUCAGGGCGGCCCCUGAGAACAGGUGCUUGUGGCCAAGGUCCCCAGGAAAAGGUAGGCAGGAGCUGAGCCACGUGAGCAAGGGACCCUGGGCUCCCGACAGAGAAAAGCUCCUGCGGCUAAGACGCUACUGAUCAUUUGGUCAGGAUUCCUGUUGCCCUGAUGCCCAAAAUAAACUCCCCUUUCUUGAGGUUGUCUGAGUCUUGGGUCCUUACCUUGGAAAGCGCUUACUUACCUGGCAGCCACCUGCCGUAGGGCGCUGCAUCUUCCAGGCCACAGGGCUCCGCAGUCCCGGCCUGCAUGUCAGACCUGCGCCGCGUGUCCUCGCCUUUGCUGUGCGUUCUGGGGCAGCCACCAAACCCCUCUGCAGGUCAGUGUCCUCAUCUCGAAAUACCACUUGCCUGCUUCGCUCUGAAGAGGGCUCAGAGGGCUACGUUUCUCAAGUC